Molecule: messenger RNA, 1834 nt
Organism: Triticum aestivum (bread wheat)
Lineage: Eukaryota; Viridiplantae; Streptophyta; Magnoliopsida; Poales; Poaceae
Exons: 2
Coding region: 57-1439 (460 amino acids)
Molecular function (GO): protein binding
Source: RefSeq, a predicted model, not a curated record
UCACUGCCCCCUUUCGCUGAAACGAAACCCUCAUUCCACCUGAGUGCGGGUGCGCCAUGGCCUCGCCGCAGCAGCCGCCGCCGGCGAAGAAACCCACACCACUCCCCCCGACGACCAUAAGCGCCCUCGACCUAGACACCCUGCGCGAGAUCUUCCUCUGCCUCCCCUCUCUCCCGAGCCUCGUCCGCGCCGCCCUCAGCUGCCACACCUUCCUGGACGCCGUCCGUUCGUCGCCCGCUUUCCGCCGCCGGUUCCGUGCGCUCCACCCACCCCCGCUCCUAGGCCACUUCCUCACCACCCAAGACACCAACAUCCCUACUUUCGUGCCUCUCCGCAGCCGCUCCGACCCGGACAUCGCGGCGGCCGUCCGCGGCGGCGAUUUCUUCCUCACCCGCCUCCCAGUCCCCGAAGACGGCGCUGUGCCCGUUCCUGCACCCGUCUCCGCCCCCGAAGAUAACGGGGAUGGCGUUUCCGUUCCUGUCCGCGCCCCCGCACCCGAAGACGACGGCGAGGAUGCCGUCUUCGGCUCUGAAGACGACGACGAGGAUCCCAUCCCCGACCUCGUGUGGUCAUGGUCAAUAGAUGACUGCCUUGACGGAUUCGUUGUUCUCGACAACUGGAGCACUCAGCAGAUCGCCGUCUACAACCCGCUCGCGCGGACCCUGGAUGUCUUCCCCCUGCCUCCCCACCAGGAGCACUGCAAGAACUGCGAGCGCCAGUAUUCUGAUUACUACAUCCUCGCCGAAAAAGAAGAAGACUCCUUGCCGUACCGUGUCUUGUGCGUCCGGCACAGCGAACACGGGGCGCGCACCAUGGUCUUAUCAUCGGACACCAGCAAGUGGCAGAUUUUCCCAUGGGUAGACAUCGACGGGUUCUGGCCUAGCAAUGGUAAGCUGGUAAAUGGCUGCAUCUAUUGGACCAUUGGGAUGAUGGACGCCCGCGUGCUUAACACUGCUACAAUGCAAUUCUCUCGGAUGGAUAAUCCGCCACACAGGAGAGGGAGUGACGUCUUGACGGCUGGUGAGACCAAGGAUGGAAGGCUCUGUGUGGUCUCCGCACCUAAGGGGCCAUUGACAUUUGAAUCUAGGCUUCUUGUUUGGAUCCGGAGAGCCGGCGACAAUGGCAUCGAGAGGUGGAUGUUGCACAAGUCACUCCCGUUUCAGGAGAUGGCUGGAAUCAUUCGGUGUAGAUCCAGGGAGGAUAAUGUUAAAUUUGAAGUGACUGUUAGGGCGAUUAUUGAUGGCUUUGUGUACUUCUCUGCUUAUUGUCGGGUGAUGCCGCAUCAGCAUUCGACUCCCUGGCUCCUAUCCUUCUGCAUGGAAACAGUGGCGCUGAACAAGCUUGGUCGCAUCCCUAGUGGUUCUUCCUAUCCCUACAUCAUGCCGUGGCCUCGUUCUUUGGUUGGUAUACACAACAAGCAAACCAGCUUAUCCAGUUAAAGACACAUGAUUCUCUUCUGUGUUCUUGAAUCGAAGUGAUGUCUGCUAAUUAAGCUGCAUCACUGGGCUCCUCAGGCAAAGGUGCAGAAGAAGAAACAUUUGUGCCGUUUGUAAUGGCAACAUGGUUGGUUCAAACUAAGGAUCUUGACUGGGGAAUAAAGAAGCGGGGCAGCAAGUUUGCAAGCAGGGCUUCAUCAAUAUGCUGGAAUUGUUUGUUCACAUGAAGAAUCUAAACUAUCUGCAGUUAGAAUUUGCAAUGUCCUGUCCGAACUUCCGUAGAGCUCUCAAGGUGCGGAGCUAAUGUCUGUCAAUCUAUGGAAUGGAACAUUGAACGACUACACCGUUCAUGUAUUGAAACAGUUUCGGUACAUCAAUUAGAGAAGAAAUUAUACGAA